ACCACACUUUCUCUCACCAUCGUGUUCUUUCUCUCUCUGUCUCGGACAACACUCUCUCUAUCUUGAAGGGCAUCAACAACUACAACACAGAAACACAGAACCCUCUUCCCUCUCUCCCUCUUCACACAAAAAUCUCACAUACAAAUCACAUACAUGACCUUCAGGUAUUAGUGACAAGGAUUUGAAUCAAUCAUGUCGGAAGGUGCUGAAAUCGAUGAGCGUGUGGACUUUGAUGAUGAGAAUUACAUGGAAGAGAUGGAUGACGAUGAUGUCGAGGAACAAUCAGAUGGCGAUGAUGAGGAUGAUGAUGAUGAUGGGGAUGGCGAUGAUAAUAAUAACAACGAUAAUGCGAACGAUAAUGAUGACGACGAUGACGACGACGACGAUGAUGGAGUGGAUGGACAAGGUGAGGAAAAUGCUGAAGAACAGGAAUAUGAAGACUCGGGGGAGGAGGCUGGUGGGAAAGACCAAAUGGCCAAAGGGGAUAGAAGUGGCAUUACCACUGGGUCCGAAGGAGAUGGGCUGAAACCACCUUUCAUCGAUGAAGAAGAGAAACAGAAGCAUGAUGAACUUCUUGCACUGCCUCCUCAUGGUUCUGAAGUUUUUAUUGGUGGACUUCCUCGGGAUGUUUGCGAGGAUGAUUUGAGGGAAUUGUGCGAAUCGUUGGGUGAAAUUUUUGAGGUGCGAUUGAUGAAAGACAGGGACAGUGGAGAAGGUAAGGGGUAUGCUUUUGUGGCUUUCAAAACAAAAGAGGUUGCACAAAAUGCCAUAGAAGAGAUACACAAUAAGAAAUAUAAGGGUAAAACUUUGAGGUGUUCACUAUCUGAGACAAAACAAAGAUUGUUCAUUGGUAAUGUUCCGAAAACUUGGACUGAGGAGGAAUUUAGGAGAGUAGUCGAGGGUGUUGGUCCUGGAGUUGAAGUCAUUGAGCUCUUUAAGGACGUUCAAAAUCCUAGCAGGAACCGUGGGUUUGCGUUCGUGUCGUAUUACAAUAAUGCAUGCGCGGAUUAUUCAAGGCAGAAAAUGUCAACUGCAGGUUUUAAGCUGGAAGGUAAUACCCCAACUGUCACAUGGGCAGAUCCAAAGAAUUCAACUGAUCAUUCAGCUGCUUCCCAGGUUAAAGCUCUUUAUGUGAAGAACAUACCUGAGAAUACUACUACCGAACAACUUAAGGAACUGUUCUCUCGUCAUGGAGAAGUAACAAAAGUGGUCAUGCCACCUAGCAAAGCCGGAGGGAAGCGUGAUUUUGGUUUCAUCCAUUAUGCAGAGAGGUCAAGUGCAUUAAAGGCCGUAAAAGACUCAGAGAAAUACGAAGUUGAUGGCCAAUUGCUUGAGGUUGUUCUUGCGAAACCUCAAGCUGAGAAAAAACCCGAUAUGGGUUACGGCUAUAAUCCUGGACUUGCACAUCCUGGGUUUGGUGGUGCCUUUGCUGGAAAUCCGUAUGGCUCGGCAAUAGGUGCUGCAGGAGCUGGAUAUGGUGUUGCUCCUAGCUUUCAACAGCCGCAGCAACCAGUGAUAUAUGGUAGGGGUCCAAUGCCGGCUGGAAUGCAGAUGGUUCCGAUGGUAUUGCCAGAUGGUAGAAUCGGCUAUGUCUUUCAACAGCCUGGUGUACAGAUGCCAGCACCUCGUCCACGCGGGCCUGGGAGGGGCAACAGUUCAGGGGGUCCUGCAGGAAGAGGGGGAGGCAGUGGCAAUGAGGGCAGCGGUAAACGCGGUCGGAGGUAUCAACCGUACUAGGCUGCAGUUACAAGUGAUAUGGCCAUUUUCUUAGCUAUGGUGAGAGGGGUUUGUAGAGCAAGAAACAUGUAAACUUGUUUGCUAUAAAUACCUUGAAACCAAAACCCCCACUGCAUAAAAUAUUCCAUUAGUAGGGUGGAGGGGGGAAAAAAGAAAAGAAAAAGUCUAUAUAAUACUGAAGAUAAAGUUGUACCAUUAGGACUAUGAUUCUGCUGUUUAUUAUUGAUUGAUCUUAAUUCUUAGGUGAGUAUUAGCUUUUGAUUUUAACUGUGUAUUGCUUAUAUAGGCAGCAGUAGAAAAUGUUGAUUUAGUUUUGACUUUUGAUAAACUUCAUGGAUUUGUUGCUUUUGAGAAACUUCAUGACCCUUUUAAUUAAUUAAGGCUAUUAGAGUUUAUUAGGCCUCUGUC
Molecule: messenger RNA, 2145 nt
Organism: Arachis ipaensis
Lineage: Eukaryota; Viridiplantae; Streptophyta; Magnoliopsida; Fabales; Fabaceae
Product: heterogeneous nuclear ribonucleoprotein Q
Molecular function (GO): RNA binding
Source: RefSeq, a predicted model, not a curated record